AUGCCCCGCCAGGAAGUCCAUCAGCUCCGGCCUUUUGGCUGGGAGAACGACCCGGAGGAGGAGCGGUUCAAGGUCACGACGCUCGAUUACUUGACGGCCUGCACCUACAACAACUACGCCCUCUUCUUCCGGCUCGGCGACGAUGCGGACAAGGAGAAGGCGGCAGCCACCCUGAAGGAGGGCCUCGAGCGGACGCUCAGCCAGGCCCGCCACUACGUCGGGACGAUCGAGAAGGACCCGGAGGGCGGCCACUCGUUCGUCAAAAAGAAGAACAGUACGGUGCGCUUCGUGGUGCAGUGGCUGGAUACCCCCGAAGACGGCGCCAAGUACCCGUCCAUCGACGACAUCGAGCGGACCAACUACAGCGCCGUGACGCUCGGUAACCUCGAGACUUGGAGCGUGCCGCCCAUGACGUACGGCGAGAAGGCCGAGGCGCACCCCGAUAAUCAGCCCGUCGUGUCAGCUUUCAAGGCCAACUUUGUGCGCGGCGGCCUCGUCUUUAACAUGCACCACCACCACUACGCCAACGACGUCAUGGGCUGGUCCGGCUUCACCCACCAGCUGGCCGAGAACUGCCGGGCCGCGUUCGCUUCCAACACGGCGACGGCGACGGCGGUGGCCUUCCCGGCCUGGGACCCGGCCUGCCUCGACCUCUCGCGCCUCACCAAGAGCGAGGUGCCCGAGGCGUCCAAGGUGGACGGUCCGCCGCCGCAGGAGCGCCAUCCCGACCAUAAGGUUGGCCAGUUCCUGCUCUUCCACCUGCCUAAGAGCAAGGCGGCCGAGCUGAAGAAGCUAGCGACGCCAACAGACGGCUCGUGGGUAUCGACGUACGACGCCUUCUCGGCCUAUAUCUGGCGUACAGUGACGCGCCUACGCGUCCCCGUCUUCAAGCCGGAGCUGUCGUCGAACCUCUUCUGGGCCGAGGCUGUCGACAUGCGCCGGCGCAUGCAUAGCCCCAAGGUGCACCCACGCAUCCAGCACAACGUCAUGUUCGCGGCCCUGUCACCGACCUCGCCAGUUCCGCAGCUCACCAUCGACGAGAUCCUGAACGCGCCGCUAUCCAAGAUCGCCUCGUACGUCCGGCAGAUGACCGACAGCGUGACACAGGAGAAUCUAGACAAGACACUCGACAUGGUGGCGCUGGUGCGUGACAAGACGAGCCUCAACAUCCGCAGCGACUCGAAGCCGCCUAUGUCCAUCCUGCAGACCGACCACCGCGACGCCAAUAUCGUCUCCGCCAACUUUGGCUUUGCCACGCCCCUGACCUACCGCCACCUGCUCGACCGCGUGACCGAGGGCGUCAUCAUCAUCUACCCGACCCGGAACGCCGACCCGGCCUCGGACGAGGGCCCGGAGUUCUCCAUCGCCUACGAGAAGCAUCUCGCUCAGGACCUCAUCAACGACGCCGAGUUCAACAGGUACUUUGAGUACCGGGGCGUCGAUGCCGAGGACGCGGGAAGCGCCGCGGCCUCGCUCCCCAACUAA
Messenger RNA from Dichotomopilus funicola, 1485 nucleotides. Its product is annotated as acyltransferase. The transcript has a single exon. Gene Ontology annotation, molecular function: acyltransferase activity, transferring groups other than amino-acyl groups. Bases 1 to 1485 code for a protein of 494 amino acids. NCBI's taxonomy places the organism in Eukaryota, Fungi, Ascomycota, Sordariomycetes, Sordariales, Chaetomiaceae. The record is from RefSeq and is a predicted model, not a curated record. Gene Ontology annotation, biological process: secondary metabolite biosynthetic process.